UCAACAGGGAUAGCUAUGUUAACGCUCACUUCGGGGUCACAGUUCAUGGGUUAUGAAUGCUCAGUGAAAGCUGAUGGCAAUACGGCCCGCAAAUACAGUAUCAAGAUAACCAGUGGAACAAGACAGCAAUGGCCGAUUGUUUGGAGAGCGAGCUUUUUGUGGACGAGAAAAGACUUAAUGAAGUGUUGGAAAAAGCAAGAGCUUUUGCUCUAACAAAAGGAAUCUGUAUGCAGUCUGAACAGCGAGGACAAGAUGGAACAAUGCUGGCUCAGCAUUUCCCCUUUACCCUGUUUCCCAGCGUGGUGCCCCGGACAUGCUUCCAGGAGGCCGUGGACUGCAUGCUGGAUUUCAACACACUCAUCCAUAAAGUAGCCCAUGACCACAACUUCCUGGAAAAGGCCCUUAAGAAUGUUUUGAAGGUUGAUGAGUUUACAAAAGGGUUGUGGCAGAUCUACACUCAAGUGAGGGAGGAGGGAUACACUCAGCCCCUGUCAUUGGGAUUGUUCAGAAACGACUUCAUGAUCGAUGUACAGGACCCUGACCAUGUCCAGAUUAAGCAGGUUGAGAUCAACACAAUAGCAGCAGGUGCAGGCAGCCUUGGAUCAUUGCUAGUUCACCUGCACAGUGUUUUGGAGGUUGAUGAGUUUACACAAGGGUUGUGGAAGAUCUACACUCAAGUGAGGGAGGAGGGAUACACUCAGCCCCUGUCAUUGGGAUUGUUCAGAAACGACUUCAUGAUCGAUGUACAGGACCCUGACCAUGUCCAGAUUAAGCAGGUUGAGAUCAACACAAUAGCAGCAGGUGCAGGCAGCCUUGGAUCAUUGUUAGUUUACCUGCACAGGUUUACCCUUGACCUGAUAGGGAAGCAUUAUGAUAACAGGGAGGUCCAGGAUAACAACUCUUCUCUGGGAGCAGCUUUGGGUCUACUGAAGGCGUGGGAGUUGUAUGGACGGAAACAAGCUGCCAUCCUCUUUGUUGUGCGUGAGACAGAGUCAAACAUAUUUGAUCAACGACUCCUGGAGUUCAAGGUCCUCUCUAUCAACUCUAGGGUUCGGGUUAUACGUGGUACUUACAUGGACAUCUACAACGGCGCCUCCUUGACAGAAGAUAAGAGACUGUUGGUUGACGGAGAUGAAGUGGCCGUUGUGUAUCUGCGUGCUGGCUACGCACCAGAUGAUGUUCCUACACAUAAGGAAUGGGAUGCAAGGCUAAAACUUGAACGUUCAUUAGCUAUCAAAUGCCCCUCCAUCCAAUACCAUCUAGCUGGGUUAAAGAAAAUCCAACAAGAGUUGUCCUUACCUGGAUCAGUGGAACAAUUCAUGAAAGACCCAGCUGCAGUGAAGAGAAUCCGAGCUACAUUUGUGAAGCAGUAUAGUUUAGAUGUGGGUCCAGAAGGUGACAAGGGCGUGGAGUUGGGGAAGACUGAUCCAGACAUGUACGUCCUCAAGCCACAGAGAGAAGGGGGAGGAAACAACCUGUACGGAGACGACAUCAGAGAAUUCCUGGAGACACACCAGAAUUCCACAGAGAGGAAUGCUUACAUCCUGAUGGAGAGGAUAUUCCCCAAAACACAAAAGAACUAUCUCGUCACACCUGGGAGACCUUUUGUCUUGUCUGAUGUGACCAGUGAACUGGGGAUAUUUGGAGUGUUCCUCGGAUCCGCCACUGAAGAGAAGAUCAACAUGCAGUGUGGCCACAUGUUAAGGACGAAGCUUCUUGGAACAGACGAUAGUGGACUCCGUACUGGGCAUGCGUGUCUUGACACACCGUUCCUCGUGAACGAAGAACUGUAAAAGAAAGUGCCGGUCUAAUACCUGUGUAGUGACUUGAAUAAAUUUAUAAACUUA
Messenger RNA from Haliotis rubra (blacklip abalone), 1847 nucleotides. RefSeq names its product glutathione synthetase-like. The record is from RefSeq and is a predicted model, not a curated record. NCBI's taxonomy places the organism in Eukaryota, Metazoa, Mollusca, Gastropoda, Lepetellida, Haliotidae. Gene Ontology annotation, biological process: glutathione biosynthetic process. Gene Ontology annotation, cellular component: cytosol. Gene Ontology annotation, molecular function: glutathione binding; ATP binding; glutathione synthase activity.